This is a messenger RNA of Fraxinus pennsylvanica, 1410 nucleotides long. The record is from the annotation of a GenBank genome assembly. Lineage: Eukaryota; Viridiplantae; Streptophyta; Magnoliopsida; Lamiales; Oleaceae.
AUGGGAUUUGAGUGGAUCUUGGCGGCGGUUGUGGUGGUGGGAGUGGUGGUGGGCGGUAGUUAUGGGUUCCCGGAUGAGGACUUGGUGGUGAAAUUGCCCGGCCAACCGGAGGUGACGUUCAGGCAGUAUGCAGGAUAUAUAGAUGUGGAUUUGAAGGCUGGGAGAAGCUUGUUUUACUAUUUUGUAGAAGCAGAGAAAGAUCCUGAUCAUAAGCCCCUUACUCUAUGGCUCAAUGGAGGCCCAGGUUGCUCAUCAAUAGGUGGGGGUGCCUUCACCGAAUUGGGUCCCUUCUUUCCUAAAGGCAAUGGUCGAGCCCUGCGAAGGAAUUCUAAAUCAUGGAAUAAAGCAUCAAAUCUGCUUUUUGUUGAGUCUCCUGCUGGUGUAGGAUGGUCGUAUUCAAAUACAAGCUCAGACUACACUUGUGGUGAUGUGUCCACGGCAAUGGAUAUGCAUAUGUUCAUGAUGGAGUGGUACAAGAAGUUUCCAACAUUCAAAACCCGAGCUUUGUUUCUGACAGGAGAAAGUUAUGCAGGGCAUUAUAUUCCACAAUUAGCUGUUGCUCUUCUCGACCACAACGAACAUUCUAAAGAGUUCAAGUUCAAUAUUAAAGGGGUUGCAAUUGGCAAUCCUCUUCUCAGACUUGACCGCGAUACCCCUGCAUCAUAUGAAUUCUAUUGGUCACAUGGAAUGAUCUCUGAUGAGAUCGGCCUUGCCAUUAUGAACGAGUGUGAUUUCGAAGAUUAUACAUUUGCCAGUCCACAUAAUGUGUCACAUGCAUGUAAUAACGCUAUAUCAAAGGCAAACAAGAUUGUCGGGGAUUAUAUAGAUAAUUACGACGUGAUUCUCGAUGUGUGCUAUCCAUCUAUAGUAGAGCAAGAACUGAGACUACGAAAGAUGGUUACGAAGAUUAGUGUCGGAGUAGAUGUUUGCAUGAGCUAUGAAAGGCAACUCUACUUCAACCUUCCUGAGGUUCAGAAGGCUCUUCAUGCGAACCGGACCAAUUUGCGGUAUAGCUGGUCUAUGUGCAGCGGUGUACUAGAUUAUAAUGAAACAGAUGGCAACAUCGACAUUCUUCCUCUGCUUAAAAGGAUCAUUCAAAACCAGAUUCCAGUUUGGAUUUUCAGUGGAGAUCAAGAUUCAGUCGUGCCAUUAAUUGGUUCACGGACACUUGUACGCGAACUCGCUCAUGAUAUGCACUUCAAGAUUACAGUCCCAUAUGGAGCUUGGUUUCACAGAGGACAGGUUGGAGGUUGGCAAACUGAGUAUGGAAACUUGUUAACCUUUGCAACUGUUAGAGGUGCUGCUCAUAUGGUACCCUAUGCACAGCCUGCAAGAGCUCUGCAUCUGUUCAGUAAUUUCGUCCGUGGCCGGAGACUGCCAAACUCGACUCGUCCUUCCAUUGACGAGUGA